This is a messenger RNA of Clonostachys rhizophaga, 1857 nucleotides long. Lineage: Eukaryota; Fungi; Ascomycota; Sordariomycetes; Hypocreales; Bionectriaceae. The record is from the annotation of a GenBank genome assembly.
AUGACCUCAAUCAUGAAUUGGAGAGCUGGAGAAUUCGGUUCAAGACCUGUCCGGGUUGCUAACUGUUCAGGCUACCACGGCGACCCAGCUGAGGAAAUGUAUAACCAGGCCACGCUCGGCGAUGUCGAUUUCAUAACCGGCGACUACCUUGCAGAGGUCAACAUGGCCAACAAUGCGGAGGCUUUCGCGCAGGGGAAGCAUUCUGGCUACGAGGAAACGGCCUGGCAAGGCCUGAAACAGUCUUUACCCGUUAUAGCACAGAAGCGGAUCAAAGUCGCCAUCAAUGGUGGUGCCCUGAAUCCUGGAGGCCUGGCCACCAAGGUUGCUGCCUUGAUCCGGGAAAAAAGCUACGAUCUAAAAGUCGCUUACGUGUCAGGAGAUGAUAUUCUGCCCAAACUUAGCACCUUCAUGCCGCAACAGAAGGAAGCGUCCUUGCCUCAUGUCGACUCUCAAAACAAGAAUGUUGUCAUAUCUGAUGAAUCCUUUAUCUUUGCCCAAGACGGAAAGGAACCGCGGAAGAUAGUAUCUGCAAAUGCCUACCUGGGCGCUCAUUCAAUCUAUCAGGCUUUUCAGAAUGGCGCCGACAUUGUCAUUUGCGGUCGGGUUUCGGAUGCCAGCCCGGUCAUUGCCUGUGCCUGGUAUUGGUGGUCCUGGAGAAUUACAGAUUAUCAUGAAUUGGCCGGGGCCCUGAUUGCUGGACACUUGAUUGAGUGCUCAUCGUACGUCACUGGAGGAAACUUUGCCGGUUUCGAUGCGUUUAAUCUCGACAAUCUCAUCAACCCUGGAUUUCCCAUCGCCGAGAUUGCUCAAGAUGGGUCGUGCGUCAUCACUAAGCAUGAAGGAACAGGCGGCAUGGUGACUGUCGAUACGUGUCGAUCUCAGCUAGUCUAUGAGCUUCAGGGCAACAUCUACCUUAACAGCGAUGUUAAAGCGGUCCGUGUCACUGGAAUCCGUGGUGCUCCGCCUCCAGAUACCACUAAACUUGCCAUCUUUUAUAAUGGUGGACAUGAAGUUCAGCUAUUAGUUAAUGCUACAGGCUAUGCCACAGACAAGAAGUUUGAACUUUUUAGUAAGCAAGUUCAAUACUUCAUGGGAGAAGAGACCAUGAAAGAACUUGAUAUUUUUGAAGUCCAACAAAUCGGCGUUCCCGCAUUCAACCCUGCGAAUCAAAACAGCAGCACCGUCUAUUUUCGAAUAUUUGCCCAGUCAACCAAUCUUCAGGCCCUUGGAGCAAUUGCUCUUGCUGUCAGGCAUAUUUCAUUGAAGCACUACUCUGGCUUUCACAAUUCGUUGGAUAUGCGCACUGCGAUUCCUCGACCUUAUCUAGCUUAUUAUCCCGCUUUGUGGCAUCAAUCCAACCUCAGCGAGCAGUGUCAUUUCGUCAACGCUGACGGUACGACCAGCUCCUUUGACACAUCGCCACCUCCCCGUUUUGAGCAGCUGGAGCAGCGCGAGUCUUAUGACACAAAGCUCCCUGUACACUUCACGGGCGGCGACCUUCGCCAAGUGCAACUCGGCGACGUUGUUCUGGGACGUUCGGGCGACAAGGGCGCCAAUUUGAACUUUGGAUUAUUCGUCCAGACACAGGAUGAGUGGGAGUGGCUCCGUUCUUACAUGUCUUGCGCUAAGGUUCAAGAGAUGCUCAUCGAGGACUGGCACCCGGACUUUUCCAUUGAGCGAGUCGAGUUUCCAAAAAUCUACACUGUCCAUUUCGUGGUCUACGGUAUCCUUGGCCGGGGUGUGAGUAGCUCGAAGCGUUUGGAUGGUUUUGGCAAAGGCUUCAUCGAUUAUUUUAGAGACAAGACUGUCCAAGUCCCCGUGUCUAUUUUGAACAAGGUAUCGUCUUCUAAGAUAUAA